CGCGGGGUUUUUGAAAGCCAUACGUUUCGCGCCGCGCGGCUAACGGAACGCGGCCGCAUCCCCGCGCCCGCGACACCCGCGACCCUCACCCCGCCGGUCCCGCGCAGCGGCGCAGCCCGUGACGCGCAAGAGAGCCACCCGACCGCCAUGUGAUUCGGACGCUAGAUUUAAUUUUUCCUCCGCGGUGCUCCGUGUUGAGUGUUUAUUGUAAAAUUCUGAUUAAGUCACCUUUGGUUAUCCAUACUGUUGUAUACUUGUGUUAUUUUAUUAAACGAACUGUUUUUUCUAACGACGUGUUUGGACUGGUAACAAACCCUGUGUUAUAAUGGCGCCCUACUCGUGGCACGAACUUACCUACUGACUGAGUGAGUAACACGUGCAAACUGUGAACCAAAAGCUGUGAACAUUGUGUGAUUUGUGCGAACUGUUGAAGUGUGCAACUACACGUUAUCCUAUCCAAAAUGCCGUUAACGAGGCAGGAAGCACUCCGGCAGCGAGGCCGUGAUGACGACGCCACGCUCACGGAGGACGAGGACAGCGUCGUGGAGCUUGGUCGCGGGGACGCCGCGAGAUCCAGCAGCACGGCACCGACAGCGCCGCACCCCACAAUGCAGCCCACGGAUCAAUUUUUAUCCACGCUAAUCGAGGCGAUUACGCGUGCGCAGAUGGAGGCGAACAAAAGCCUCAUUACAGCGUUGACGUCCACCGGCGAGUUUAGGACAUCCACUCCCAUCGGGGCGUCUCUUCAACCGAACGCGAGCAGCGGCGACACCGGCGCGAGCAACGGGGGUGCCGCGGCCGCGAGCAGCGGCGACGCAGGCGCGAGCCGCGCCGACGCGCAUGCGGGACACGCCGCAGCGCGCGCGGGCCGCGCCGACACGAGCGCGAGCCGCGCCGACGCCGGCACGAGCGGAGCCUCCGCCGCCGGCAUCAACUUCGCCAAGUGCACGGCGAGGUUCACCGGAGCCUCCAAGGACGCCGAGGUCCUGGAGGCGUUCCUGGAUUCCGUGCAGAUAUAUAAAGAAUGCACGGCCAUCAGCGACGCUCACGCCCUUCGAGGUCUUCCUAUGUUGUUGGAGGGCGAGGCAGCGGUGUGGUGGCGCGGCGUGAAGGCGUCGGUGAGCACAUGGUCCGACGCGCUCGCGCGCCUGCGCGAUACCUACGGCGUGGCGCAGCCCGCGCAUCAGGUACUUCGCGAGAUCUACGCCGCCGAGCAACGUGACGACGAACGUGUUGAUUCUUUCAUAUACAAAGUGCGUGCAUUAAUCGCAAAGCUACCAUAUAAGCUAGACGAACAAUUGCAAAUAGAUAUGUGUUACGGUCUACUACAUAGACGUGUAGUUAAGCGUGUACCCCGCGAUAGUAUAGUAAGCUUAGAUAAGUUAUUGUAUAACGCCAGAAUCGCGGAGGAAAGUUAUUUUAAAUUGAAGAAAAAUCAAAACAAACAUUCGUUAUCUAAGAUACCUACCGAUAACACGGGGACCGAGUCCGAGACCGCGACGCGCAACCAUAAUAAGACGAGAUCGCGUUGUAGGCAUUGUCGUUCUUUCGGGCAUCUUAGUGAUGAUUGUCGUCACCGCGAUAAGAUGACUGGUGAUAAGGCGUCAGGUGCGGGGCCAAGUAGCGAGCCGUCCUUCGCGAGUAGGUUGCGGUGUUACGGCUGUGGUAAGCCGGACGUCGUGAAGUCCCGAUGUGACGUAUGUAAUAAUAAAAGUACAAAACCGGUCGAAGCGUCGUUUAAUAAUUUUAGUGAUAACGAUUCGAGUUACGUACGCAUCAAUAACGUCACAUCGCGGGAAUUAUACCCGAUGGUAGGUAUAAAUGUUAUGGGCCGUCACGGCGUGGCCGUGGUGGAUACGGGUGCAACACAUAGUCUUGCGAGCCCUUUAUUAUACCGAGUUUUAGUUGACUCCGGGGUAAGUUUUAGCAACACGAAAAGGUACGUUCACCUUGCUGACGGAACACAAGGGUGGAGGCACCUGUUAUCGGCCGACGUAAGUAUUGUCAUUGAAGGUCGUAAAAUUGUUUGCCCGAUGUUAGUGUUGCCAGGGGCAAACACCAAGACAUUACUAGGGGUCGAUUUUUUGACCCGGGCGGGAAUAAUAAUUGACGUCGCCCGCCGCGUCUGGACAUUCGCGGAUGAUCCCGGUGUCGUUUACAAUUUUGUUUACUCGUAUGUACUUAGUGCAAGCGAUGCGAAUACGCAGCGGCCCGCCUCGUCUGACACGGGGCUGAUGUACGCCGCGCCGUCGGAGUUGACGCUGCUGCGCCCGGAUGAAGGUUGUAAGUUAACCUCCGAGCAGCGACGUUCGCUCGACUCGUUUAUUGAUAGUCGUGCGCCGCAGUUCGCGCGCAACGGACCACCCACGGAAUUUGCCACGCAUCGGAUAAAGGUGAGUCCACCGUAUAGUAUUGCGUGUCCACCGUAUAGGAUGUCCCAGACCAAGAACGUGGUGGCGGACACACUAUCGCGACCCGUUUGUCCGGACGACCCGGAUAAAUGUGAACUACGCACGACGAUUGUGGACAUGCCGAAGAGAAGCGGUGCUGAUGUCCGCAGCAAUCAGCUCCUGGAUCCAGAGGUUCGUAAAAUCAUCGAGGACAUGGAGUCCGACGAACCCUCUAGGGGGAGACCAUGGUCAGAUCGGGGUUACGUGAUGUCUGAUGGAAUCCUUUAUAGGUACAGUUUGGAAUCAGACGACGGAGAAGACUGCUGUUUGGUUGUUCCAGAGCAGGAGCGCAGGCAAGUAUUGGUUGACCUUCACGACGCGCCUACAGCCGGUCACUUCGGAGUAGAGCGCACGUUGAGCCGUGUCCGGGCCAGGUACUAUUGGCCGGGAAUGAGGGCUGUCGUGGAGAGUGAUAAUUUUGCACCCAGCAUUACUCCUUACCUAAAACAGAUGGCGGCCACCCUGGAUCAGGCCAGGGACACUCACGAGGAGGCUCGAGCCGCGCAGAAGGAGUAUGCCGACAAGAAGCGGAGGCCACCGCCAGACUAUAAGGUAGGUGACCUCGUCUUGCUAAAGACACAAGGGCCGAACGAUGCGGGCCGCGGACAGUCCGCAAAGUUCAUCCCGCGCCGUGACGGCCCAUAUAGGAUCGGGACGAUCGUAAGCCCCACUACAUACGGCUUAGAGCACAUCCAGACCGGGGGGAGCGUUAGGAGGUUCCACGUCUCGAACCUGACGCCUUAUCAUGGUGAAGUAGAACCGCCGGUCCGCGAAAAACGUAAGCGUGGUAGGCCGCGCAGGUACCUAGACUAGUCCAGCUGUGGGGGCACGCUAGCUGGACUAGAGGGGGAGACUGUAGCGCGGGGUUUUUGAAAGCCAUACGUUUCGCGCCGCGCGGCUAACGGAACGCGGCCGCAUCCCCGCGCCCGCGACACCCGCGACCCUCACCCCGCCGGUCCCGCGCAGCGGCGCAGCCCGUGACGCGCAAGAGAGCCACCCGACCGCCAUGUGAUUCGGACGCUAGAUUUAAUUUUUCCUCCGCGGUGCUCCGUGUUGAGUGUUUAUUGUAAAAUUCUGAUUAAGUCACCUUUGGUUAUCCAUACUGUUGUAUACUUGUGUUAUUUUAUUAAACGAACUGUUUUUUCUAACGACGUGUUUGGACUGGUAACAAACCCUGUGUUAUAUAAUUCAUUUUAAUGAGGGAUUUUCUUUUUCAUUCUUUUCCUAGCUGAUGACUAGAUGGCGCUGACCUAGGUACGUGAAUGCAAGGAACGGAACGUCAUAUAAUUUUCAUGUCGUAUAACUAAACGUUUUUGUCUUCAACAAUAAUAAAAAUAGAAAAUAGGGCAUAAAACUGGAUUAAAAGAGAAAAGAAGUCAGUCAAAUAAUGAUCCGAAUGUUCCAAAAGAUUUUAAAAACAAUUUUUCCGUAAAUCUGAAUUUCUUGGGUCUCUGCUCAAGGGGCUCUGUGCAACUUUGUUUUUAACUUGGUAAUGGUACACAACACUCACGUAGUUGGUGCACCGCCAUCUAGAACUGUUUUGGGUACUAUUUCAUUUUAUUCUCAAAAAGAAAACGUCCCAUCAAUAUAUCUAUGUUAAAAGAUAAUACCAUUGUUGCUUAACACGGCAAAGUCGCCGUUCAGUGUUUUCACAAUAACGAUUUUCCGAGCGGAAAAAUCGAGUGACAUCACCCGGUUCGUACGAGUGGUUAUUUGAUACAAAAACGUGAUGAAAACGCGGCUUGUCUGCCUGCAUUCAAUUACUAGGUCCAUAAAAAACAAUGAUGAAGGUUCAGGUAGCCAGCCACAGGGAACGUGAGUCAAUGUAGAACUUCAUUACAGUUUAUUUUUCUCAUCCAGUAUUUUUAAUAAUCUGGGCACACUGUACCCUUUCUUCUAAGUUUUAUUAUUUAUUGUUAUGGCAACAAAUAUUUCUAACUGUCAUUAAUAAAUAUCUAUGAAUAUUUUUUUCGUAUUUCGUAAGAGCUCGAGUAUUGAUAAAUAAAUUAGAUUUCCACUCUCAAAAAUCGAAACAAACCCUAAACAAAGAUGCCCGUACCAGGCGGAGUAUAUCAGAGUCAAGGACCAUCUUGUUUCGACAAAAUGAAAAUGGGGUUCAUGAUUGGUUUUUGUGUAGGAAUGGCGAGCGGCGGCCUUUUCGGUGGUUUCACAGCUUUGAGAUAUGGAGCGAGAGGACGGGAAUUAGUACAUUCCGUUGGAAAAGUAAUGCUUCAAGGUGGCGGAACUUUCGGGACCUUUAUGGCCAUCGGUACUGGAAUUCGUUGUUAAUACUAUAGUUCUUCUUAUAUUUUGUACAUACGGUAAUUUAAACUUAUAGUGCGUAGUGCACUCGACUUUGCUUUUAUUAGUGUUUUAAUAUAAUUGAUUCAUUAACAAAUUUGUUUAAUAAAUAUUGUUAUUGAAAUAA
Molecule: messenger RNA, 4878 nt
Organism: Helicoverpa armigera (cotton bollworm)
Lineage: Eukaryota; Metazoa; Arthropoda; Insecta; Lepidoptera; Noctuidae
Product: reactive oxygen species modulator 1
Exons: 2
Coding region: 462-3263 (933 amino acids)
Biological process (GO): protein insertion into mitochondrial inner membrane; protein import into mitochondrial matrix
Cellular component (GO): TIM23 mitochondrial import inner membrane translocase complex
Molecular function (GO): zinc ion binding; nucleic acid binding
Source: RefSeq, a predicted model, not a curated record